This is a messenger RNA of Archocentrus centrarchus (flier cichlid), 1367 nucleotides long. RefSeq names its product deoxycytidine kinase (gene dck). Gene Ontology annotation, cellular component: cytoplasm; mitochondrion. The record is from RefSeq and is a predicted model, not a curated record. Gene Ontology annotation, molecular function: ATP binding; deoxycytidine kinase activity. Gene Ontology annotation, biological process: nucleobase-containing compound metabolic process. The coding region runs from base 120 to 923 and encodes 267 amino acids. NCBI's taxonomy places the organism in Eukaryota, Metazoa, Chordata, Actinopteri, Cichliformes, Cichlidae. The transcript has 7 exons.
UUCCUUGAGCGCCAAAUCUAAACUAACAAGCUGACAUCUCCCGCAGCUGCUGCAGUAUCCUGAGCUGUUUUUCUUUAUUUCUUUUUAUUUUAAGGAAGAUUUGCUUAUUUUUUCCGAAGAUGUCUCUUACUCCAAAAAGGCGCUGCCCAGACUCAAUGAACGACUCAAUGAAUGACUCAAUGGAGAAGAGGAUAAAGCGGAUUUCUAUCGAGGGGAACAUCGCGGCGGGCAAAUCUACCUUUGUGCGCCUUUUGGAGCAGGAAAGCGCGGACUGGGAGGUCGUACCAGAGCCGAUCGCCAGGUGGUGCAAUGUUCAAACAACAGGCAGUGACUUUGAGGAGCUGACCACCUCUCAGAGGAGUGGAGGGAACAUCUUGCAGAUGAUGUAUGAGAAGCCAGAGCGGUGGUCCUACACUUUCCAGAGCUACGCCUGUAUCAGCAGGGUGCGCGCCCAGAUCCGAUCAGCCAACGGGAAGCUCAGAGAGGCCGAGAAUCCUGUGCAGUUCUUCGAGCGGUCCAUCUACAGUGACAGGUACAUCUUUGCAGCCAACCUCUAUGAGAGUGAAUGCCUGAAUGAGACUGAAUGGUCUGUCUAUCAGGACUGGCAUGGCUGGCUGCACAACCAGUUUGGCAAGCACAUCGAGCUGGAUGGCAUUAUCUACCUCAGAGCCUCACCAGAGAGAUGUUUAGAGAGGUUACACCUGAGAGGCAGAGAGGAAGAACAAGACAUCCCUCUGGAGUACUUGGAGAAACUUCACUUUAAGCACGAGAGCUGGCUGCAGCACAAGACCCUCAACAUGGAGUUUGAGUAUCUCAACGACGUGCCAGUCCUGACCGUAGAUGUGAAUGAAGAUUUUAAAGGAGAUAAAAUCAAGAGUGCUGACAUGAUUGAGAAGGUCAAAGAGUUCUUGAGCGCUCUAUGAACACCACCAGGAAGAAAAGGAAGAAGAUUGGAUGGAUUAUUCCUUUUAAAGCCUCAACAGUGACGCUUGCUUGUCUAUUCGUCAAUUAAAAAGGCCGGGCAUUAAUAUUAUUAUUUUUUUUUUUAAAGCUUCUUAGUUUUUUUUUAAGGAUUUUAUCUGUGUUGAUGUGUACAAAUGAUAUUGUAAUGUAUGUCCCCUGAUAACAAUGACAAUAAACUUGUUUCUUUUUCUUGAUUGCUUUUCGCAAAAGCAAGAACCGGCUCAUUCCUGGUCUUUCUGCUCUUUGCAGCUCUUCCAGGAGAUGUCGCCAGUCUCCAUUAAAGCAGCCCGGCUAUUUCUCACUUCUCUGCCUGCCUUUACAAAGAUAUCCGAAAUUAGCUUCAUUUCAUUUUUACUUUUAAUGUUUUUUUUUGUUUUUGUUUUUUUUAAAGCAGAGAGAAUACA